This is a messenger RNA of Scophthalmus maximus (turbot), 7518 nucleotides long. It is a transcript of the gene epha7, whose product is annotated as eph receptor A7. The record is from RefSeq and is a predicted model, not a curated record. Gene Ontology annotation, cellular component: neuron projection; plasma membrane. Gene Ontology annotation, biological process: cell surface receptor protein tyrosine kinase signaling pathway; axon guidance; protein phosphorylation. Lineage: Eukaryota; Metazoa; Chordata; Actinopteri; Pleuronectiformes; Scophthalmidae. The transcript has 17 exons. Gene Ontology annotation, molecular function: transmembrane-ephrin receptor activity; protein binding; ATP binding. The coding region runs from base 110 to 3154 and encodes 1014 amino acids.
GGCACCGGCGGACUGUUGUGCACACAGCCGGGCUUGGUGUCGUCAAUGGGAAGCGCGCGAGACAGUGGCAAAGCGAGUUACGGUCUAGAUUGCAAUCCGCGGCUGCACCAUGCUCUCCAGGUCCAUCCCGUGCGUGUGGAUUACAUUUUGCCUUCGUCUAUGCUGCUACGUGGACAGCGGGGAGGCGCAGAACGCGAAGGAAGUGAUUCUGCUGGACUCCAAGGCACAGCAGACAGAACUGGAGUGGAUCUCCUAUCCUCCCAACGGGUGGGAAGAAAUCAGCGGCUUGGAUGAGAACUACACACCCAUUCGCACAUACCAGGUUUGCCAAGUCAUGGAGCCCAAUCAGAACAACUGGCUUCGGACUAACUGGAUAGAGAAGGGCGAUGCUCAGAGAAUUUUUGUCGAACUGAAGUUCACCCUGAGGGAUUGUAACAGCCUACCCGGUGUGGUGGGCACUUGCAAGGAGACGUUCAACUUGUAUUACCAGGAGACAGAUUCGGAGGUGGGCAGGAGCUUACGGGAGAACCAGUACGUGAAAAUUGACACGAUUGCCGCAGACGAGAGCUUCACGCAGGGUGACCUGGGUGAGAGGAAGAUGAAGCUGAACACUGAGUUGCGCAUAAUCGGGCCCCUGUCCCGGCGGGGCUUCUACCUGGCCUUCCAGGACGUAGGGGCAUGCAUCGCCCUGGUGUCUGUCAAAGUUUAUUACAAGAAGUGUUGGUCUAUCAUCGAGAACCUGGCCACGUUCCCGGACACGGUGACAGGAUCAGAGUUUUCCUCGCUGGUGGAGGUCGAGGGCACGUGCGUGAACGACGCAGAGGAGGAGGCCGACAACUCUCCCAAGAUGCACUGCAGCGCUGAGGGGGAAUGGCUGGUGCCCAUUGGGAAAUGUAUAUGCAGAGCUGGAUUUCAUCAGAAGGGGGAUGCGUGUGAACCAUGCGGUCGGGGUUUCUACAAGUCUUCCUCCCAGGACCUUCAGUGCUCUCGCUGUCCGGCGCACAGCUUCAACGACCGCGAGGGCUCCUGGCGCUGCGACUGCGAGGACGGUUACUACCGAGCACUCUCUGACCCCCCGCCUGUGGCCUGCACAAGACCUCCCUCGGCGCCACAGAACCUGGUCUACAACAUCAACCAGACCAGCGUCAGCUUGGAGUGGGGCCCGCCGGCCGACACGGGCGGCCGCAACGAUGUCAGCUACAGGGUUAUAUGCCGGCGCUGCAGCUGGGAGCCCGAGGAGUGUGUUCCAUGUGGGCCGAACGUGGGAUACUCCCCCGCGCAGACAGGAUUAGUGGACACUUACGUGACCAUCAUGGACCUGCUCGCCCACGCCAACUACACUUUUGAGGUGGAGGCUGUCAAUGGGGUGUCGGACUUGAGCCGCACGCAGAGGCUGUUUGCGGCAGUGAGCAUUGCUACUGGUCAAGCAGCUCCAUCCCAGGUCAGCGAGGUCAUCAGGGAGAAAGUGCAACAGCGCAGCAUCCAGCUCUCCUGGCAGGAGCCGCAGCAACCCAACGGCGUCAUCACAGAAUACGAGAUCAAGUACUUUGAAAAGGAUCAGAAGGACCGGAUUUACUCCACGGUGAGGUCCAAGUCCACGUCGGCCACCGUGAACAACCUGAAGCCCAGCACGGCCUAUGUGUUCCAGAUCCGGGCGUUCACACAGGCAGGUUACGGGACCUACGGCCCCAUACUGGAGAUAACCACCAAAGAGGAGGCCACAGCUGCGAUUGUCUCCAGCGAGCAGAACCCUGUCAUCAUCAUAGCAGUGGUGGCCGUGGCGGGGACCAUCAUCCUGGUGUUCAUGGUGUUCGGCUUCAUCAUCGGGAGAAGGCACUGCGGGUACAGCAAAGCGGAUCAGGAGGGAGAUGAGGAGCUCUACUUCCAGUUCAAAUUUCCAGGCACCAAAACCUACAUUGACCCUGAAACAUACGAGGACCCAAACAGGGCUGUCCAUCAAUUUGCCAAGGAGCUGGACGCCUCCUGCAUUAAAAUCGAGCGGGUUAUUGGAGCAGGGGAGUUCGGGGAGGUGUGCAGUGGCCGGCUGAAGCUGCCCGGGAAGCGGGACGUGGCGGUCGCGAUCAAGACGUUGAAAGUGGGCUACACGGAGAAGCAGAGGCGGGACUUCCUCUGCGAGGCCAGCAUUAUGGGACAGUUCGACCAUCCCAAUGUCGUUCAUCUGGAGGGUGUCGUGACAAGAGGAAAACCAGUCAUGAUUGUCAUUGAGUACAUGGAGAAUGGCUCGUUAGACGGCUUCCUCAGGAAACAUGAUGGUCAGUUCACGGUCAUCCAGUUGGUGGGGAUGCUGCGGGGCAUCGCGGCGGGGAUGAGAUAUCUGGCGGAUAUGGGAUACGUCCAUCGAGACCUGGCGGCGCGAAACAUCCUCGUCAACAGCAAUCUCGUAUGCAAAGUGUCAGACUUUGGCCUGUCGAGGGUGAUCGACGAUGAUCCGGAGGCAGUCUACACAACAUCUGGGAAGAUGCAGGAUGUAAUGCAUUUGAUCUUUACUCCAGCCUCUGACCUGCGUUUUACUGAACAGGGGGGCAAAAUCCCUGUGCGGUGGACCGCGCCCGAGGCCAUCCAGUACCGCAAAUUCACCUCUGCGAGUGACGUGUGGAGUUACGGUAUUGUCAUGUGGGAGGUGAUGUCCUAUGGGGAACGGCCUUACUGGGACAUGUCCAAUCAAGAUGUCAUAAAAGCGAUAGAGGAGGGCUACCGUCUUCCUGCCCCCAUGGACUGUCCGCCGGGCCUGCAUCAGCUAAUGCUGGACUGCUGGCAGAAAGACAGAGCCGAACGUCCCAAAUUUGAUCAGAUAGUCGGCAUCCUCGACAAGAUGAUCCGCAAUCCGAACACGUUGAAAACCCCAGUGGGAACAUGUACAAGACCAAUUAGUCCACUGUUAGAUCAGAGCACACCAGACUUCACCGCCUUCCGCUCGGUGGGAGAGUGGCUGGAAGCCAUCAAGAUGGAGCGAUACCGAGACAACUUCACAGCAGCUGGCUACGGUUCCCUGGAAUCUGUGGCCAGGAUGUCAAUCGAGGACGUGAUGAGCUUGGGGAUCUCGCUGGUGGGCCAUCAGAAAAAGAUCAUGAGCAGCAUACAGACUAUGAGAGCCCAGAUGCUACAUCUCCAUGGCACUGGUGUCCAGGUGUGACUGGGACGGGCCACUUCAGGCGGGGGUGGAAGACGAAAGCAGAACUUAUCUGGAGCAGCGCCUGGGACGUUACCGGGAUUGUCAAAGUAAACAGACAUCUGUUAUGUCUGACUCUUCCGACUGUGUCCGGAGUGAAAUCAUUCCUUUGUUCCCCAGUGAAGGAUUGUGGUCCGCAUCUUCAGAGGGCACUAAAGAGAGGAAAAGGGCAACAACAGAAAAACCUGAAACAGCAACAAAAAAAGAAACUACCUGGACAUGACUUUUCUUUUCUUGUUUUUGUUGAAGAGGCGCUUACAAACUCAACCACAUAUCAAAUGGCACAUUGGAGAGGAUGUUUGACGCUUACGUUUCUUUAACUUGACGAAAGACUUAAGUGCACAUCAUGGCUUUGGGUUUCCUUUCAAAAAGAACAAAAAACACUUUGUCUACUCGCAACGCUCUCACUUCUUUGUUUUUUCUAAUUUGUUAAUUUUCUUUGUACCCGCGACAGUGACAUGUUGCUGCGCAUGCAGCAGCUCUUCUUGCUCUUCUAUCUGGACUUGACAACAGGGUAAACGUACCUUUUAUCCAAAAAGGUGGGAACUCUACAGGAGCGGAUCCCAAUGUGCAUUUCUGUGACAUGAGACGUGCCGGACUGUUUGAACGGUUUGCAGUGGCUUGUGUGUCCAUGCUAUCCUCCCACGCGUGUUCGCGGCCGACAGGAGAGCGUUUUUGGCGUGGUUUCAACCUUUCCGUUUUUUGUAUUAAGUGCAACACUUGGUGAGAACUGUUCUUUGUGUCACCAGACUCUUUUUUUUUUUUUUUCUUUUUUUUUAAUCAGAGUAGCAAUAUCCUUGGUCUUACAGGAAACACACGAACCCUGAGUUGGUUAUUGAGUAGAAUGUUUUAGCACUGUUAAAAGAUUGUAUUGAUAUUGAAGCCAACGCAUAUUGGUUUGCCAUCAUUUUGCCUAAAAUGUUGCACACAGGAGUUUUUAAGGGUGGAUCCAAGAAAGGUGUAGACGUAAUACUGCCUUAAAACAUGUUUGACUAGUCAUUGCCACUAUUUUAGGCAGUUGAAUGGCAAUGCUCUCUGCGUUUCAUUUUGUGGGUGGACAAGCUUCCUGUCGUUGUGUUUUGUUUUCUGUCUAUCUGGAACUUGAACUGGUAAAAAUCAAGUUCGCGAUCACGGUUUAAAAAGCCACGAGCGGCACAGUCAGCGCAGAAGAGAUGAACUAAACAGAGCAAUAAUUACCAGAUAGAAAUGGUCCUCAACUGAGAUUUUUUUUUUUUUUUAAGGUGCUAGGAAUAAACGCAUGUGAGUGCUGUGCUGAGAGAAACCCCUUUGGAAAGAUUCAGUCACCACUGGAAAGGAAAGGAAUGUACCUCUUUAACCUCAAAAACGGUUUUGGAACACGCUUAAAAAAACACUGCUGUGCCAAAUCAUCAAAUGGAAUGAUAACAUUGUAUUUUGCCACUAUGAUAUGCUAAAGGUUUGAAUCUAACAAGGUAUGGGAACGUGUAAGUGGGUGGUUGCAGGGACAAACGAUGCAACAUUUUGAGAAACACUAGAGAGGUGCCGAUCAGCCUCACUGAUGUCAUCUAAUCAAAGCCUCCAGGGUUCGGGCAUGAAAGUGCAGGGAACCUUUGUCACACGCAUAUCAGGCCGUGCAGCUGCCUUCGUUUAUUCAUGCAUCUCCACGGCUCAUCCCUCACAGGCAUAAAUGGAACAUGCAUUUAAGUGUCUCUUAAGAUUGCUCCUCUUUGCUUCCAUACGGCAGACGUAUAUGAAGAACAUGGAUGAGGGGGCUCUGCAGACGACAUCCUAGAAGCCAAUCAACCUAUUUGGUGCCAUCUGUCUCCACUUCAAAUGCAAAAAAAGAGCACGUUUCCAUGUCAAAGUAUGUUGUAUUGCAGUUUCUUUUUUUUAAAUGUUAUUCAGCUGUGAGGAGCGGUGUCACAGAAGAGACUCAUUAGAACGUCUUUUACUGCUGCUGCAUCCUGCAUAAUAAUUUUCUUAAAGUUUUGCAGUGAUGCAUUAAAAAAAAAAAAAAAAAAACAUCAGUAGAUUCACACUUAGCCUCACACUCCAGAGUGGGUGAAGCUGAAAACAUCUGCAAAAAACAGCAAAUAUUUUUGAACACACCACAUAACUAAUUAUCAAAAUAGUUGCCGGUAAAUUGCAGGUUCGUCAACUUGCUGUGUUGUUUGACAACACAGACAGAAACAUAUGAAGCUUGAAACUGUAAACUUGAGUAAGACAAUAUAAAAAGUAAUAAUUAGCUAACCACUUUUCUCCCCCUGAAACUAAGAUGGCAUCAUCUCUGGUUGUGUCACGGUUUCUCAGCUGAAAUGUGGUUUCCAAUUGAACAAAAUGGGAAGCUAUUCAAACAAUUUACCCACAAUGCCAAAAAUCACCUGAAGGUCGUAGAGACUUUAUUCUUUUAGAAACACAAUGGGACACGAUCAAAUCUCACAACUCCUUAACUAUUUGUUCAGGUCACAGAUUGGUUAGAAUCUGGAUUCAAGACAUUUUGGGAAGUUUUGAAAUCUAUCAAAUUCAGGAUGAAGUAACAAUAAAUGUUUUUUUUAUCAUAAUGUAUACUGUACAAUAUAUCCUAGCUUCAAACUUCAUGAAAAUCUCAGAGAGCAUCUCUUAGUUUUUUAGUGGUUGUGUGAUAAUCCCUUAAGCCUUUUUUAAGUGUGGACUAAACAUAUUGGUGAAUGUCAUGUGGUGAAAACAAUAUAUGGCUGCAGAGUGGGUAUUGUUAGGGUUACGGUGCUGACUGAACCACCACAGUGAAUCACAGUGUCGUACAGGUUAUUAACUCUCUUUGACUUCAGUGCAGUACUUUAAUGACUGCAUGUAGAACUCAGUUAAUGUUUUGUGUCCAUUGCUCUCAGUGCAAACUGUCCUGUUCAGUGACCUGGACACUUCGGUUUGAAUCCAGCUCUGAGGCUUCACUGUGUGUGUGUGUGUGUGUGUGUGUGUUUGCGUAUCUUCCUCUUGUCAUAUGAUGUGCGUAUGUCAAACACUUUGCUUAUGUAAAAUGCUUGAAUCUGUUCAUAGGAGUGUUCCAUCAUGGCAGCACUGAGCAGAAACCAUAAUCAAAAUGGAACCCACAAAAAAAAACAACAACACAAUUCUCUCGUUCAGAUGUUUGAAGAACAUAAAUGACCUAAACACCCUGGGAUGCACAACUGUAGAUUUCAAACACUGCUCUCUAGGAAUUAUCCAGCCUAUCGCGGAUAUAAGUCUAGUAACUCAGAGCUCCCCGGGCACACACUCACAAACACACACACACAUACACACACACACACGCUCCCUUUAUCCAUACAGCAGAGCUCAGCAAUUGGGUCUUAGCCAGACCUUUGAAUUGAAUAGCGGCAUAAAGUCAUUCAGUCAGCACAAAAAUCCCCAGUUCACAGGCAGCAUUCUGUCUCACCACCCCACCCCAUCCCAGCUCUGAUUUUCAAACCAGGCCCCUGGAGGCCUCGCACACCCUAAGGUAUAAUGCCUCCACCUCCUAAAUUGAGAUUAAAUCGAUUCAUCUUCAAAAUCACCUGGAACCUUCAGCAGCGAAGUCACUCUACUGUCUGUUUCAGCCUGUUUCAUCCACGUUCUGGACUUGAGCUUACUCAGCUCUGGACAACAAAAAGGUUUUGCUGUGGCUCUAUUUCAGCAUACAAAUUAAAAAAAAAAAAAAAAUUAAAACACAAAAAGCAAAAUAAAAAAAGACAAAAACCAAGAACCUGCAGGAUGUAGAGGGUUGGUUGGAAUCAGGAAAAGUGGAUAGAGUAUGAAGUUAUUUUUUUCAAACCUUGUGGUACAGCAGUUGGAAAUGAGUUCCACCGCUUCGGCGAGGUGGUGGAUAGUUCCAAAGAGCGCAGCACUGUUGAUUGUGUCAGAACGAGACGAGACUUGAGGGAAUCUUUGUAUAUGUUCUAAUUGUAAAACUUGUACAUUUUAUUUAUAUUGGGUUUUUUUUUUUUACACAUAUUACUCAGUAGAGAGCUCUGAAUACAUUGAAAAUGCACUAUAUUUUUAUAUCUCGCAGAUGAAUUAUUGUCUCCCACAAGAUUUCAGUUGUACAUUAUUUCUCAUUUAGGACCAAAGACAGUUGAUAGGAUCUCCCAUCUUUACUUUGACUUUGUCUUCACUCUGCCUUUUAGUUUGUUGUACAGUAAUACAAAUUGUCAAUGUAUUAUUUAUUUUUCUGUGAUGAAAGUAUUGAGAAUAUUCACUGGUCAAAAGUAUUUUCCCCCCGACAGAAGAAGAUCAUUUAAUUAGACAAUUUCUUGUUACAUAGACAAUUCUUUUUGCUUUGUAACCUUUGUAAUAGACUGUACAUAUAUUUUUGGAAAUAUAAUACAAUCUCUAUAGAA